Molecule: messenger RNA, 716 nt
Organism: Arachis duranensis
Lineage: Eukaryota; Viridiplantae; Streptophyta; Magnoliopsida; Fabales; Fabaceae
Exons: 2
Coding region: 82-588 (168 amino acids)
Cellular component (GO): endoplasmic reticulum
Source: RefSeq, a predicted model, not a curated record
CCAGUCUAGUUAAAGUUUGAAAGGGCUCCAAGAUCCCCUUCCUAUCAAAGAAAACCUAAAAGAAAGAAAGAAAGAAAGAAAAUGGGGUUUGCAUUGAAUCUGAUAGACUUUGUUCUGUUCCUGUUCUUCCUGUUAAUAGCAUUCACUGCACCCCUCAUUGAUGGACAAACAUGUCUUCCUCUCACUUACUUCCCUGAAUUUCUCGUCCAGCUUAAGCAAUGGUACACCCAUGAAUAUGGUGAUUACCUUGUUUCUGAGAAACCUCACUUCUUUGUUGGCUUGGUUUGGCUCGAGCUUCUGUUUCUAUGGCCCCUUUCUCUUCUUAAUCUCUAUGCCCUCUUCGCUUCCAAGCCUUGGUUCAACACCACUUGCUUGAUCUAUGGUGCAUCCCUCUCCACUUCCAUGGUUGCUGUGUUAUCAGAAAUGAUGCUCUCCAACAAGGCAUCCGAGAAGCUAUUGAAAAUGUACUUCCCUUUCAUGGGUUUUGGUGUCUUAGCUCUCUUGCGAGGGUUGAUGUCAAAUUCUUCGAGGUCAUCUUCAAGCAGUGGCCGGAGACCUGCUUUCGCACUGAGGAAAAAACGUGCUUGAAGUGACAGCUGUUGAGUCGAACACGAGAAAAUGGUAACUGAGAAAAAGAUUUUGUAUUAGGCAAACUUCAAAUUCCAUCGUGUUGCAUAAUUUGCCAUGAGAAGAAAUAAAAUGUUAAUGUUGGAUAA